Symbiodinium sp. CCMP2456 is the source of this 603-nucleotide messenger RNA. Lineage: Eukaryota; Dinophyceae; Suessiales; Symbiodiniaceae. The record is from the annotation of a GenBank genome assembly.
AUGAAAUUCGACUUGAAGGCCAGGGUUCAGUGCAACUUUUUCACGAGGCACUACGGCUGCAACUUGGUGUGCGAGUCAUGCUUUGCUUGCAAGCCUGCAAAGACAACCGAGCCUUUGUUGAACUAUCGGGAUUUCAGUCUCUCUGCCGGCCACCGGUUGACCCGCUUAGACCAUCGCGGAUAUUUGGCCGUGACGCUCCCCGAGAACCUGUCACCGUGGACAGCCAUGAAGGGCUGGACUUUGGAAUCCUGCACUCGAGACCCAAUGCAUGUGAUAUAUCUGGGAGUGUGCCGAGAUCUCCUCGGAUCAAUCCUCGCAGAUUGGUUGGAGGCAGGUUUGUUGCCAGCUGCAGCAACGCUGCAGGAAAGCCUGAGGAUGGUAUCUUUAGAGAUGCACGCCGCCUGCAAACGAGCCAGGAUUAGUUUCCGGAAGAAAUUCUUCACUCCUUCGAACACAGGCUUGGGAACCCCCGCCGAUUACCCGGAGCUCUCCACGACUUGGAAGGCUGCGGAAAUCAAAGUCGUUCUCUGGUUUCUUACAACGAAAGCCGUGCAGUACAAUGCCGACACGGACGAUGCAUGCAUGCACUACACAAGGAGAUAA